CGCUCGGUGCAUUCAAAAGCCGCGCGAUUCUCUGUUAGUGCGGUUUCGCGCUCGGAACCGACGGAGUGUGUUCCGCGGAUGUCGCGCAGCGGGUCUCCCCGAGGGACUCUGGUCAUCAGAAUCGGAUUAUCGCGAUUGUGUCUGAUGUGCGUUCCCAGUCCCGGUGCUGCAGAAGACGCGUGCCGGGCUGAUUGACGGAUCGGUCGGUGGACGUCGACGUCGCGUGCGGAAUCGCCGGAGGAAGAUCGACGAGUCGGCCGAAUGAAAUUCAAGUGGGCCAUUCGUCUUCUUGGCCCGACCGCGUAUACCGAGAAGAAAAAGUGGUCGAGUUAAUGAGACUUUGCGAACAGAACAGAAUUCGUUCCAAGCAAACGUUGUCGGUCGAACGAACAGUAACACAGUUGCUGUGAUGAGUUAUUAAUUGAUUCAAUGAUCGCGAUUUGAUCGGUAUCAGCGUAACUUGUUGUCGCACCGAUGCGCUACUUGUUCGAUAGAUGCAAUAUUUCGUUGAAAGCAGCCGAUUUUGUCGAUCCAACUGCUUUUUUCUUCUCAGUGUAUGAAUCGUGUGAACUGCGACGCCGGUAAUGGAGAUCUCCGCCAGUGGAGAGAUGAAAAUAGAUUUCCAGUGGGAAUCGAUCGCCGUGCACGAAGACGAAUUUCUCCCACGGUGGGAAUCGAGUUGGCCUCUCGAAUGUGCUCUAUUUGUGGAGAGCUAAUUGUGCGAAUGUGACGCGUAACAGUGACGGUGCGUGAAUUUUGCGUGUGUCAGCGACGGACUGAUCAGAGACGUACUUGGCUGCAAUCGCUCGUUUAAGCUUCUUUUCGCGGACGAGAACAAUCGUCUGCGGUCUACAGUGCGCGUUUGCGCGCGGAAUGAUUCAUCGUCUCGGAAGUGCGUAUCGAUCGUGAUUCUUCCCUCGUUAUCGCUAUUUCUGGGAUCUACAACCGCGGUGUACAGUGCAGUGCGAGUCUAUAGAUAUAAAGAAGGAUAAAGGAGAGAGAGAGAGAGAGAGAGGGAGAGAGUGUAUGUGUGUGUGUGUUAUAUGAUUCAGCUAUAAUCGCCACUGUAAUCUUGCCGUGAGUCGGCGGACUUGCGCGAUUGAAUUGCGCGAAAAUAAACGGAAUCUGCAGCUUCCCAUGAAAGUGGCGAGAAUUCCACCCCGCCGACUCAAUCGUGGGCAGAUGUUGGCUUCGUGCCGUGAUAACACAACUUCGCCGCGUUAUCGGGAGGAGAGAAGGCGAUGCGUUCUCCGCCACGUUUGUCAACGAGGAAGAUAAUAUCGGCCAACAAAGAGCGGAGCCGUGCUCGCGACGGCAACGACGACAACGAGAUGUAACGAGAGACGAACGGCGCGACGCGAGUAUCAAAGCUAUAAUAACUCCGAAGUCGGUCGCCGAAAUUAAAUCUAUUCGCCGUUCUCCGUUGGACGUGUGCCGCCUACCUAGGUGUUUCUCUCUUUCUCUCUCUUCUGGAAGCGGACACCGUGCAUACCGCGCGUACACGCAAUACACGGCCGUCGUGGACGAAGCUUCGGUGCGACGAAGAAGUCAGCAGCCGAGAAAAUCCGAGAUGGCAAGCGAGGUGAUGUUGGCACCCACGACGUCCAUACGGGAGAUGGACGACGUCAGGGAUAUGGUUAGAAGCGAGACCGUCAGCACGAUUUACGCCAAACAACGUGCCUCCGUGAAAUGGCUGCUGUCGAAGGCGUACAACAAUCGAGUGCCGGAAAAGCUCCGCGAGCCGUAUUACCGUGAUCAUGAGGAGCAGGAACAUCUGAAGCCGCAAAUUGUCCAUGCGCUUUCCAAUGCGGAGCUGUAUUGCCUCGCGUUGGCCAACAUAUACUCGGAUCCGAACUAUCACAAUCAGAAUCAUUGCGGGAUCCUGCAAGCUCUGGCCAGGAAAGGCGUCUACGUCGCGGAGCAGAACAAUACUCAGCUCACCGAAACGAUCCUCAUUCAGAAUUCACCACUCAAGAUGUCCGCGCAUAUGGCUGUGAUAGAAGGCCUGAUGGUCUUAUACGCGAAGGAGGUGGUGACGGGCGAUCGAGUGGUCUCGGCGAUACGACGGUUCGAUCCCCAAGCCGUGGUGGACGUACCGUCGGACCACGAGAAAGGACUCUUGCUUUGGAUCAAUCACGCGUCGCACGCGCUGAUCGCGAAGAUUCAGAUUGAGGAGGGCGCCGGCGACAAGACGCGACUGCCCGAGCUACCCGCCGCCAAGGACUUCCAGUCUCUCUGCGACGGCGUCGGUCUGGCUGCCGUUGUCGCCUUCUACUGUCCCGGCGAGCUCAAUUGGAUGGAGAUCAGGGUGUCGAAGAGACCCUCGGUGGCAGACGCGCUGCACAAUCUCUCGCUGGUGCACGCGUUCUGCGUCAAAUGUCUGCCCUAUUCGAUAUUCCACAUGCAGCCCGAGGACGUUACAUACAUGAGAGGGUCCAUGAAGCAGAACUUGGUUGUUUUCUUGGCGGACAUGUACAACGUCCUGGAGAUCCACCCGGCGAAAUGCGUGCGUUAUCCCGGUGAAGAGCGAGCGAUGCAAUACUUAGAUGCCUGCCCGCGCAAUAGUCAUGGCGUAGCUCAUAAGAGAAGUCUGCCACAGUCUAUAGCUCCGAUACCUGAUCUGAGAAGCAACCUCUCCGUAUCCGCGCCAGGCUUCACAGUUGCGAAGUCGGCUCCGAGCGCUACCGUGAAGAAGUCGCAAUCCUUACAACAAACUGCCGAGAGUCAUCCGUACGACGACAGGCGCGCAGGUAGCGAGGAAAGCUUCGUGGUGCAUCGUGGCAAAGGCAUUCCGACUCUGAGCUCCGUGGCCGAUGAGAAGUCCGUAACUAGAGCUGAAGCCGCUGGUCGGCCGAGCAAUUGGGAGGAACAAAGGCGGAGCUCGUACGCAGGCCGCCGAUCCAGGCGGAACAGCAUCACGGAUGAUUCUCAGCUGACCAUUGAGAACUUCGGCGGGUCUCAGGAUAAUUUACACAAUUUUGGUAGAAAUCCGGAUAAAGAAGUAGGGGCGCACAUUGGCAAGCGAAGCACCACCGAGCCGACGUUACCUGCGCGAUCCAGCGUCCAGGACGUGUACGGCAGUGGCGUGCAGCAUAUACUCUCGGACAACGGUUACGGGACGGGCGAGGAGCCGUCGAGAUUACGACGGCAGGCGUCCAACUCCAGUCUAGAUAACGUCGCUCUCAGGCAGAUCUUACAUUCCAGCGAGAACGACGCUGCAGAAGGUGGUGGCGAGGCGAUGGCAAAAAUGGCCAGUUUCGCGAAUCUGAGCAGGCAAAGCUCGGAGAAGGGGAUCAAUUUCACGUACACGGAGCAGGAGCGGGAGGACGCGGUCGCCAAGUCGAGUCUCACGAUGAAGAAACACGGCCAGAGCAACGGCAAUGGCAACGGCGAAAAGAAAACGACGUUCGCCACGCUGCCCAACACGACCACGUGGCAGCAACAAAGCAGCCAGCAGUCGCAACAGAUGGAGCAACAUUCUGUCGAUGAAAACGGCGGUAAUACCGUAAUGGCCUCGCAGCUGAAUAACAUACGACUCAAGCUGGAGGAGAAGCGACGGCACAUAGAGAACGAAAAGCGGCGGAUGGAGGUGGUGAUGUCGAAGCAACGGCAGAAAGUGGGCAAGGCUGCGUUCUUACAAGCGGUCACGAAGGGUAAGGUUAAAUCUCCCUCUUCGUCAACGUCCGGGGGGGACAGUCCGGCCGAGAUCGGUCCCCCCACUCCUGUAACCUCCGGAUCUUCCGGGGAGACCCCGACGAGCGUUUCCGAGACGUCCUCUGUACCCCAACAACCCCCUCAAGAAAAACCACAGAGACCCUUCUCGCUCAAGGAAAUUAGCGAGGAUGUGCGGGACGUCGAGCACAAGUGGUUGGAACACGACGGUAAUGCACCAUUCAUCGAAACCAGACGCACUCCAGACAUCGAGAACAUGGAUCCCGAACAGUAUCGUCAAUCUAUAACGCAAAUGAAUAACAGCCUGAGCGAGAUUCAAGCGGACAUACAGCGUUUGACGAAUCAGCAGAAUCAGAUUCAGCAGCAGCAUCUGAUGUCGCAGCAUCAGAAGCAGAUGCAACAGCAGCUCCAACAACUGCAGAGUCUCAGCCAGCAGCACAUGCAGAGUUACGGAAUGCCGCCAAUGAAUCCACUGACGCCCAGACUGCAGGAUCCCCAGCAGUCGCAGUUCUAUUUGCACGAUCAGCCGCAAAUACAGAGGAGAAUGUGGGGUCAACCGCCACCCGCUCAGAGCUUAGCCAAUGAGAUAGCCGCGGUCGGUUAUCAGCAGUCCAUGGAUUCUCGAUUUAGCUCUCAACCUACCGCUUAUCAGCAGGAUAUGCGCAUGUAUGGGGAUCCCACGAGAACUUGGGCGGCACCGCACCCUACGCAAAAAGGGUUUGUACUGCACGACACUCAGGAACCGAGGUACCUCAACGGCGGCGAUCAUAGUCUGUGUAAUAAUCAAAUGAGCCACCCCGGGUCCACGUAUCCAGGGUCUUCGUCGCUUUUUAACCAAACACAAGCCUCAUCUGCUAGUCCACAGCAUCGUAACGCCGUUCAUCGAAUUAGUCAGUUAAUUAGUGAAAGUCCCGAACCCAAGAGAUCAACUAUACAUCACAUCCCGAUUUCAUGUGAAAGUCCGACGGAAAAGAGGCAAGUAACCGCCUUGCAUACUCCGGUACCAGCUCCGCCCGCCGAUGACAUGAAGCCUCAGAAUAUAUCCUUUAUCGGCAAUGACGACGAUAUCGCGCAAGGCAUUCGUGGUUUGAACAUCACGUCAGGUAGUCGUACAUAUAGAAUACCAUCUCCGACGAGACCCACAAUAUCGCAGAAUUCCUUCCAACCUCAUCCGUCAUUGAGAGAGACAGCUUCCUCGCGUUCGGCAACUCCAGACGUUACACCUCUCGACCCCACGGACGCAGGCGAGAAAGGGUUCUACAUAUCCUUCGACAAUGACACUCCUAAGAAGCCGAAACCGACUCUUAGAGUGAAGAGAUCGUCUCCCAAGAAAGAGCGGAGCGUAUCGUCGUAUAUCGAACAUGAAGACUUCACGGUGCGCCCCGAAUCGCCUCCCGCUAGCGCAAUUGAAAGGCAGAAACAGUUUGAAGCUCAGCGGGAGUUAGAACGGGAACGAUUGCGGCUAGCCGAAGAAAGAGAACAUCAAAGGCAAGAAAUGAGGGAUAGAGAGCUAAAGAGGGAGAUGGAGAGAGAACGACAGAGAGAGAAACAGCGUGACGGCAGUGCGGAAGGCCGACACACUUCUGGCGUUGGUUUAGUGAUCGGCAACCAGCUUACAAAUCCUGAUCCGAAUUCUAUGGAUGAGAUGGAGAAGAAGAAGGAGAGAAUAAUGCUGCUGUCGCUGCAGAGAAGACAGAGACAGGAGGAAAUGAAGGAAAGAAAGGAAGCCGAGGCCCAAACGCGCAGGGAACAGGAAAAGCUAAAAGCAGAGGAGAGAGCCCGCAAAAAAGAGGAGGAACGACAGAGAAGAGCCGCUAUCUUGGAGCAUCAUAAGGUGAAGAAGGCGAUAGAAGAAGCGGAAAGAGAAGGUAAGGUAAUUGAUAAGGAGCUCCUGAAUGCAAUAAAUCCAGCAAAAUUACGUAACAAGACUGCAACUGCUCGACCACGGCCCAAAACAAUUCACGGCGACGCUGGCGCGGUAUUGGAUUCCGGGGCUCUCACACCUAGUCGUGGAAAGAAGGGUUCUUCUUCCAACUUAAGUACAGCGUCGCUGACCUCUCCGACGAUGAGGCGAGACUACUACCGAGGCUCGCAGGAUAGUCUCACUGCUGCCCAUCUCGAUGACCGGCGUUCCGGCCCUCUUUAUCGGGGCGGCAGUCUCAGGGUAUCUUCCGUAGAUUCUCCCGACGACGGUAGGGGCUCCUCGCCGUGUCGCAGCGUGAACCAGCUCGGUCGACGUGGCUCCUACAAGACCUCGAGAGAUGCGCAGGAGUCUCAGCAACAGGUUAGAGGCAGGCCUAAAUACCAGACUUACCAAAACUUUAAGGGGAGAAAGUCUAAUUCCCUGAUGAAUUUGUGCGAUUCGGACAGCGGUCUGGGCAGAUCAACGCCGCCGAGACGAGCCGCCAGUCCGGGCAUAGGCAGCAUGAGGCACCUGACGUCACCCUCGGGUCCUGGCUCACUACCACCCGCCUUGAUGACGUCGAAGAAGAGGGUCUACGACGACGGUAGCAGCGACAUCAGCAGCACGCCCAGUUCGAUGAUGGAUUACAAUGGCCCGCGACUGUAUAAACUGCCGAUAGCGAAGUCGAAUCGCAAUAUUAUGCUGAAUGCCGUGGAGUAUUGCGUCUUCCCCGGCACGGUGAACAAAGAGGCCAAGUCGAGGGUUCUGGAGGAGAUUGGAAGGUCCGAGAGCAAGCACUUUCUCAUCUUGUUUCGGGACGCCGGCUGCCAAUUCCGCGCUCUCUAUUCCUACUGUCCCGAGAGGGAGGAAGUAGCCAAGCUGUACGGUACUGGGCCCAAGCAAGUCGCCGAUAAUAUGUUCGACAAAUUUUUCAAAUACAAUUCCAGCGGAAAAUGCUUUUCGCAAGUGCACACGAAGCAUCUGACUGUGACCAUAGAUGCCUUUACGAUACACAACAGCCUCUGGCAAGGGAAGAAGGUGAAUCUACCGAACAAGAAGGACAUACCGCUCGUCAUAUAGUUUUACAACAAGUGGUUCAUACACUUAACAUUACCGCUACCGUGCCCUCUGUUGUUCAUAUAGUUACUAUUUUAAUACAGGCCCAUAUUAAAUUAAUGCGAACGUUGCGUUCUUAGUCAAUUUUAUAAGGACAAUUGAUCGGUGCUGACCCCUGUAUGUAAAGAAGUGAUGCAUACUGGCGCAUCGGCGCGCGAUCCACAUUCUUCUUGUAACGAUCGCGCACCGGUCUCCAAGGGUUAUGAUGAAAGCGGGGGAUGGGGCAAGGAGACAGGCGUUGUUACCAGGGAGAGAGGAUAUUUCGUUUCUUUUUCUUACGUUUUUCCAUUUCUUUUUUUCUCUUUUUGCGUGUUGGUCGUCAGCAUCUAUCAUGUGUCAUAAAGAUUGCCGGUAUCUGUAACCGUAGGAAUGGUUUGUCGUUAAUAUCCCCAAUACGCCCUUUCCCCAUUUUUGCGGACUAACUCUCGACAUGUAACCGCCUUGUAAUCGUGUAAAAUGUUGUGUUGCGAACGUGGCCGUUGCGACUGAGAUACACGCGUAAGUUGAUUUUUCUUAAGUUCAUUUUUGCGAGCGAGAGAGGAAGAGAGAAGAAUGUGUGUGUGUAUGUAUGUGCGCGUGCAUGUGUGUACGUACAUGUAUAUGUAUAAUGCGAUCCGCAUAGAUCUUUUUCCAUCCUUAGUAGGCUAGAUAUCUAAAUUAUUAACGAUUAUUCUAGAAAGAUUGAAACUUUUUAAAGAGUAUAACAAGAGUAUAACGUAACACGUGAGUGGUGAGGGAUCAUUAAUUUUGUUUAGAUGUGUCCCGCGCGCAAAUCGCUAGCCUCCAAGUCCGUUUUUAUUUAUCGUCUAGCGCGUCGCUUCUUCUCACACCUUGUGUGCGCAUCGAAGAAAGAGGAAGUUAUUCCUUUUUUUUAUAUCCUUUUUUUUUACUGGAGGACAUUGUUUUUUUUAUACUCACUUGUUACAUCUUACUGAUUGAGAUACACAUCGGUAAAAUACAUUCGCAUUCGUCGCGGCUCGAACGAAUGAGUGGACGGGGUCGAAUUAAUGAUUUCUCAUGUCAGAGCACGCCGCGUUUCCUCUUCGCGAGAGCGGAAGAAAAAAAGAACCUUCGCGCGACGAGGUGGCGACGCGAAUAAGAGCUCAUUUUGUAAAUAAGUAUGUUUGUUGCGACAUAGCGAAACGUUAAAAAACAGCCUUAUGAUCAAUCUGUCUUCUCGCAAGGCACGCGAGCGCCGCUCGUUCAACUCUGUAACGUUCUCGUCUUGAUUUUUAAACGGUCGAAUGUCGGAAGACACGCGUACAUUAAUUUGCGCCAAAAGAAAGAACAAAAAAUACGCGGGUGUCGAGAACGAGGUUUUUUGUCAGCAGAUUAAGUAGUUAUGAUCCUGUACAGAGAAAGUGGAUGUUCGCGUGUAAGUAUCGUUGCCUCGCGGAAAAGAAACAAGAAGUCCGUCGGGAAGGGGAGAAGCGAGAAACAUGAGGAACGUUCACGAGCCCGACAUGCUUCCCGAGCGCUCUUCUAAAAUCGUGCUCUCUUGAAUCGUCUUGUAAGAGGAAGGUGGAAGAUGGACAGCGUUAAAAGACGUUACGAGUUUUACCGAUGGAAUACUUCCUGGAGCUAUGUUUCUUCGAAUAAAGCUCAACUACGACGAAUUGUUAUCGAUUUUUUUCAUUUCGAAAACCAUAUUCCGCUUUCCUCAGAAGUCGCGAAGCGAAAUCCGGAAUACGACACGUUGCCCCGAUUUCUCUCCACGAAACUCGCCGGUGCAAACGAAACGGGCAACGAUCUGUGUGUAUGCGUGCGUGCGUGUGUGUGUGUGCGUGUGUGUGUGAAUGUAUGCAUGCAUGCAUGUAUAGUGUGGGUGUAAUUUACUGGGAGAAGACCGCUUAAUAUUUCUUGUGCCAUAAAUCUUGCGUCAGCUUCUCGCGCGCGGCACUGGCAUCGGCUUCCUGUCUCUCGUUGAAGCAAAACUACAAAACGCGGUACCUCUUCAUCGCGACAUCACCGCGGAAACACGAAGGGAUAAGGGGCUGGGAGAUAGAUAAACUUGAAGUAGACGUUUUAUACGACGAUGUCAGCGGUUAGCAUUCUUUAUACGAUUAUUUUUUGUCGGUCUUUUGAGAGUUUCCUAUCUUUGGCGACAACGAUAAGUCGUUACCAUUGUCGCCAAUCGCGACACGUCCCUGGGGUCGUUUCCUCCGAUCAUUUUUGUACAAGUCUUCGAUUCGGCGCGGACGGACUUAAAGCAAGCGUGCACAGGAACGAUUAUUAACGACACAAUUAUUACGAUACGACAUAUCGAAUUCCAAUAUUUUCUUCGGCAAUUAAUCGCGAAAGCGCGCGCGCGCGCCUGUGUGUGUGCGUGUGUAUGUGUGUCUUUGACUCGCUCGGGAUGUCGGUCGGCUUCGCUUUAUCGUGUCCCGUUAAUAUGUUUUGCUGUUUAACGUCACGUGUAAUCGAGGAACUUGAGAGAUUUAAACUCCGUCGAUUGUUGUGUAAUAAUUCAGAGGAGAAGAAUGUCUGCAUGUUGAGAGAAAGAGAAGAUGAAAGAGAGAAAAAGGGGCUCACUGCUCUGCAUUCCCAUCUAUUGUAAAUCUAUCCAAGAUAGAUAAUCUAUUCGCGAAGUAGUAGACUCGAGAAACGGUCCGACAGUCUUGACAAUAUCGAACGUGAGAUACGCGCCAUACUGAGGGGGAGGGAAUAAAAAAAAGGGAAUACGAUUCUCGAAGCGGAAUGCAAGUUGCGGUAAGUCCACGCUGACAACGUUUAAGAAAAGAAAAGAAGAGAGGGAGAGAAAGAGCGCGAGAUAGAUAUGAUUGCGCGGUUUAAAAUAUAUAUAGUCACUAAUUUUAAGAGCCAGCGAGAAUUAUGGCUUGUGGAGAUGGGAUUGAUUAUAAAAUUACGAGAGUAAGAGAGAUCUCGAUGGUGGUCGCUUACGUGCUUGAUAUUUAUAUUUUUUGAAAGAUAGAUGUUAUUAGUGAGCUGGGUGGGAAAGAAAACGUGGCGCGGGACAAACGCGAUAGUGAUCGACGUGGGAAGGAGAUGAACCGGAGCAAGUGAUAAAAAGGGAGGGUGACACCGGAAACCGAGAGACACAAUUGAAAAUUGUGGCGUGAUAUAAUUCGUGCGCGUCACAAUUAUAAAUCGCGCUUACUAAUAAUAAUAAUAAUAAUAAUAAUAAUAAUAAUAAUAAAUAAUAAACGAUUAUCGUUAUGUAAUGAUUGCCGGUUUUUAUUGUCGCGGAAGUUUCAAUGUUAAGGCAUCAGUUCUCGAACUCUAUCCGUGUCUCUGUAAAUAUUAUGUUUUUAUAUACACGUAAACGAGACUAUACUAUACUCGACGAUAUGUAUAUUUAUUCAGUAACGUCACGUAAGAUUUGGGUCAUAAUUUACUGUUAGCAUCUUCGCAGCGAAUGUCAUCAAUAAAAUUUAAUAACCCAUU
Odontomachus brunneus is the source of this 10096-nucleotide messenger RNA. It is a transcript of the gene Patronin, whose product is annotated as patronin. Gene Ontology annotation, molecular function: calmodulin binding; spectrin binding; microtubule minus-end binding. The record is from RefSeq and is a predicted model, not a curated record. Gene Ontology annotation, biological process: cytoplasmic microtubule organization; negative regulation of microtubule depolymerization; neuron projection development. Lineage: Eukaryota; Metazoa; Arthropoda; Insecta; Hymenoptera; Formicidae. Gene Ontology annotation, cellular component: microtubule minus-end. The transcript is spliced from 26 exons. Bases 1571 to 6655 code for a protein of 1694 amino acids.